AUGGUGGCGCUGUUAACUCUUCGGAUCAACCUCGUUUUUGUCCCUUCCAAAAACUCAGAUCGCAGAAAAAUGAAGCUCUUCAGCGUUUUCGUCAUCGCCGCAGUUUCCGCCCAAGGAUUCGACGCCAAAGUUGCCAACCUCGCCAGAAAUGUGGAUUUGAGCGAGUCCGAUGAAGACCGACAAGCCCGAUUCAAGCAGGAAUGCAAAUCGACCAUUGGCAACAAGCAAGACACUCCCAAGUUCAAGGAGAAGCUCAAUGCUUGCAUGGACAAGAAGAACGCCAAGCACGCCAAGCGAGUUGCGAAGGCCGAAGCUGCUGCCGAUAGAGCUGAGAUGAAACAGAAAGUCAAGGCUAAGAAGGCCGAGAAGGUUCCAAUCAAGGAAGAGCGAGCUUUCUGCAAGAACGCCUGCAAACAAAUCGCCAACCAGAUCACAAAGGCCAACUGUCUUUCUUGGUGGAAAUACUCUACCAGAGUCCAGAUCCAGGAGAUUUUGGACGAAAUUAUGGAGAUCCGAGACCCUGCCCAGCGAAACUCUGUCGAACACUGCUACACCAAGUCUGGCUUGAGCGGAUCUGAGAGCACUUGCAAGGACUUCGCCAUCGGCUACUGCGACGGUUUGAACCUUGCCAAGCCCUCCCCGAUCCUUCGAGACUGCAAAUCCUUCUGCAUCAACGAGUGCAUGGAAGCAGGCGAGACUUGCUCCUGGACCGAGGAUGAUUUCGACGGCGAGCAAAAGUAA
Messenger RNA from Oikopleura dioica, 741 nucleotides. Lineage: Eukaryota; Metazoa; Chordata; Appendicularia; Copelata; Oikopleuridae. The record is from the annotation of a GenBank genome assembly.